Saccostrea cuccullata (small rock oyster) is the source of this 1033-nucleotide messenger RNA. RefSeq lists its product as uncharacterized. The record is from RefSeq and is a predicted model, not a curated record. NCBI's taxonomy places the organism in Eukaryota, Metazoa, Mollusca, Bivalvia, Ostreida, Ostreidae. Bases 35 to 1033 code for a protein of 332 amino acids. The transcript has 6 exons.
GAGUAACAACGAUAUUCAGAAAGAGAUAAUUACAAUGUUUGAUGACUUAAUGGAGAUCAUUGAAAGUGAGGAAUACGACACAAACCUAAGACAAUGCCUGGAAAAAGCAUCCCCAGAUUAUAAGACGUCUAUUGCUAAGCGACAGAAGGAUAUUUUGAGAUCAGAUCAUGGCAUUGUUGUAGCAGGAGAAACAAGCGCGGGAAAAUCCACCCUUAUUAAUAAAAUACUAGAAAUGAGAAUUUUUAAAGGAAGAAACAUGGAAUCUACAUCAACAGUCUGCAAAAUACGAAACUCUGACAAAGUUAUGAUAAAAACUGAGUUAGAAAAUGGUGAGGUUGAGCGCAGAGAUAUGAGUGACAUUGAUGUACUAACAAGGAAAGGGGAAAAAACUCUUCGAGAUACACUGAAGAAUCUUACAGAUAUGACCAUUGAAAAAGACAGUAGAAAGUAUAAAAGUGUUGAUAUUGGAUUACCAGUACCCUUUUUAAAGGGUAACACAAUAAUGGUUGAUACACCAGGAAUCGGAGGCUCUGGAAAAGUCAGUCAAAAGUUAAUGGAAUACUUGCCAAAUGCUGUUUCUUUCAUAUUUGUGAUCAAUGUGGCAAGUGCAGGAGGGAUGCAAAGAGACAGACUUCCAGAAAUAUUAAAAGCCAUUACCAACUUGCAAAUGGAUGACGAAAUGCCUUGCUUUGAUCAACGAAGUGUCAUCUUCAUAACAAAUAAAUGGGAUUCCAUAAAGAAAGAUCCAGAUGACAGCAGCGAUGAAGACGAGGUCGAAAAAACUUGGAAAAAAUUAUCAGAGAGGAUUCUUAGACAGUGGCCUUCAGUUAGGAAAGAAAAUAUCUUCAGAAUGAAUCUAACAGAUGUAUAUCAAAAGGAAACUGCAACUCAGGAGUUUAAUCAAUUCCGAAAGUCUUUAGAAAAGAUUGUUAAGGAAAAUGAAAAUAUAAGAACUACGGAACACUUUAGAUUUCCGACAUGGAAGCCACCAAUGUGUAGUUUCCCCCAUGUUUCCCAGGCAGGGACACUUUGA